This is a messenger RNA of Vavraia culicis subsp. floridensis, 315 nucleotides long. RefSeq lists its product as uncharacterized. Bases 1 to 315 code for a protein of 104 amino acids. Lineage: Eukaryota; Fungi; Microsporidia; Pleistophoridae. The transcript has a single exon. The record is from RefSeq and is a predicted model, not a curated record.
AUGCCGUCUGAUGAGCGCAAAAGUACUAGAUUUAUAUAUUUCUUGUCGAUCACAACAAGUGCAUCGUUUUGCACACCUUGUUAUCGCGUAUUAUUCAAUAUUUGUGCAGGAUUGCUUCCACAGCUUCAAUUACUUAUACGACAUAAGAUAAACACAAUAAAUGGAUGUUUGUGUCUUGCUUUUCGCUUUAUCGUGGGUAAAGAUGGUUCUCCAUCAAUCUAUCCCUUUUUGAAUUCGCUUCUUUUUUUGAGAAAAGAGCCCAAAACUGCAGUGGACCGCGAUAAAAGUGCUGAUUAUUUAUUGUUCUACACGUAA